This is a messenger RNA of Neomonachus schauinslandi (Hawaiian monk seal), 1209 nucleotides long. RefSeq names its product deleted in azoospermia like (gene DAZL). The coding region runs from base 1 to 1209 and encodes 402 amino acids. The transcript has 13 exons. The record is from RefSeq and is a predicted model, not a curated record. Lineage: Eukaryota; Metazoa; Chordata; Mammalia; Carnivora; Phocidae. Gene Ontology annotation, molecular function: mRNA 3'-UTR binding; protein binding.
AUGGACAAGAAAGUGGAGCUUCAUAGAAGUCGAAGCCAGGCAGCGCCACGAGCAGAGCCAACAGCAGCCCCAAGAGUGGUGCCAGAAGCGCAGCCUCCGCUCCUCCUCGAGCCCCAUCAGCGGGAACUGCUAGCUGCCGCCAUCAUGGGUGGGGGUGGACUGGGGGGGGGUGUUGGGGGCGGUGCGCUCACGCGGGGAACCGGGCGGCGGGCGGGGACUGGAGAGCCUCGGUGGCGGCCCCUCGUGCCUGACCUGGCGCUGAGGGCUCCCUCGUGCGGCGACUAUAGGCGGAAAACUCGCCCGACGCCAUCGUUUCCGCACGAGUCUGCUGCAAAUCCUGAGACUCCAAACUCAACCAUCUCCAGAGAGGCCAGCACUCAGUCCUCCUCAGCUACAACCAGCCAAGGCUAUGUUUUACCAGAAGGCAAAAUCAUGCCAAACACCGUUUUUGUUGGUGGAAUUGAUGUUAGGAUGGAUGAAACCGAAAUUAGAAGUUUCUUUGCUAGAUAUGGUUCAGUAAAAGAAGUGAAGAUAAUCACGGAUCGAACUGGUGUGUCCAAAGGCUAUGGAUUUGUUUCAUUUUAUAAUGAUGUGGAUGUGCAGAAGAUAGUAGAAUCACAGAUAAAUUUCCAUGGUAAAAAGCUGAAACUGGGACCUGCAAUCAGGAAACAAAAUUUAUGUGCUUAUCAUGUGCAGCCUCGUCCUUUGGUUUUUAAUCCUCCUCCUCCACCACAGUUUCAGAGUGUGUGGAGUAAUCCAAACACUGAAACUUAUAUGCAGCCUCCAACCAUGAUGAAUCCUAUAACUCAGUAUGUUCAGGCAUAUCCUUCUUAUCCAAGUUCACCUGUUCAGGUCAUCACUGGAUAUCAACUGCCUGUAUAUAAUUAUCAGAUGCCACCACAGUGGCCUGCUGGAGAACAAAGGAGUUAUGUUAUACCCCAGGCUUACACUGCUGUUAACUACCACUGUAAUGAAGUUGAUCCAGGAGCUGAAGUUUUGCAAAGUGAAUGUUCAGUUCAUGAAGCUACUCCAUCCUCAGGAAAUGGCCCACAAAAGAAAUCUGUGGACAGAAGCAUACAGACUGUGGUAUCUUGUCUAUUUAAUCCAGAGAACAGACUGAGAAACUCUCUUGUUACUCAAGAUGACUACUUUAAGGAUAAAAGAGUACAUCACUUUAGAAGAAGUCGAGCAGUGCUUAAAUCUGUUUGA